CAACGUUUGGAGCUCUAUCAAGGUGCGCACUAUCUACGCGGCUCUACCAAGUUGAACAAGUGUCUUACCAUCUGGAUUAAUUAAUUGGCUAAUCCCCAGUUCGACUUCUCAGCAAUGCAACUCAACGAGCACCUAAGGCGGAUCAUCAAAAUACUGAUAUUUGCAUUCCUGUGCACCGAAAUGCAGACAACCUUCACCCAUCGCGAGUUGGCAAAACAGCGCGGCAUAGGCACGUCCAAUGCAGCGGCUGGCAGGCGAAGAGCACCUUACCAGGCCUCCAUACGACUGCUUGACCAGGAGCUGGACUAUUUUGGAAAGGGUCACAUCUGUUCGGGUGCACUCGUGGGUCCCUCUGUGGUGCUCACAGUAGCCCACUGCCUAUACAAAAACGACAACAAGAGCUUCUAUCAUCCCGCCGAGCUGCGCGUCGUGCUGGGCAGCACGCAGCGCUUCGCGCCGACGGCACAUGCCCAGGUGUAUGGUGUGACCCAUGUGUAUCAGCCGCCAAAGCAGCUGUCCCUGGCCAUACUUAUGCUCGAUCAGGAUGUGCCCGCCCAACAGACGCGCAUACAGCCCAUAUCGCUGCCCGUGGACACACAGCACCUGGAGUCGGAUCCGGCGCCUUGGCACAUCAGCAGCUGGGGCCUGUCCGGCGAUGAUGGUCACGAGCUGCACGAAAUGCUGAGGCUGCGUGUCCAGCCCUCGCCCUGCCAGGAACUGCAGCAGUUGUGCGUGCAGUAUGAUAACCAGGCGGAGAAUGCCGCCUACGAGUUGGAUGCAGGAGCUCCGCUGACCAAGUCCAAUCAGCUGCUCGGCCUGCGCAGCAAGUCAUCCGCCUUCGUGGACGUUGCCAGCCACGUGGACUGGAUACUGGCUCAAACUGGCAAUGGCACCAAUCAGAAUAGCUCCAUUUGGGGCAUUCUGGGGCUGCUCGUCUUUACCAUCUAUGUGGUCAAGUGCAGCCGCAAGAGCUUCAUUUCGUGAGCGUCGUCCGAUCGGCGUUUCGACUAGAAUUCGUUUAGGUUUGUGGACAUGAAAACUGGUUGCAAAGCUUUCGUUAGCCACUUUGUUUGUUUUCAAAAAACAAAUAUUUGAAAUGUGAUAAUCGCUAUUAGGGGUAUGCCGGCAAUAUCUAUAUGUGAGAAUUCGAUUGGCUGGCACUGAAUUCAAAUUGACAAAUCCAAUUUUUUACAUACAUUUUCUUUGCCCAUAAAACAUAUAUAAUUAUUUUUUCUCAAAAAAUCUUUAUAGAGAUUUUAGGCACUACCCCAUAUAAGUAUAUUUUUUUUGUUGUUUUUUUUUUUUUUUUAAAAUAAAUAUAUGUACGGAAUUUCAUAUAUGUACAGUUAUAGGUAGAAUAAACAAUUGAUAUGCAUUUUCCAUAUUUUAUUUGGAAUUUUAAACCUUAACGCAUUCUUUUUUUUUAUCAGAUUAUAUGAUAUUUUGUGUACAUAAAGUAAUUGAUAUCGCAUUUGGUACAAAAGUUUUAAAAAUAAUUAGUUAAGAUUUGAGGGAGCGCCCCUAUUAAAUGGAUCGCCUCUAUAUAUACAUAAUAUACAAAAGAUGUGCUUUGUUUUUAAUUACGAAAUCGAUUUUUAUAUUAUGCAUUAACAGUUAAUUUCACAUGAGGAGGCAAGCAAUAACGGGGUUUUGGGAAAUUCCACCCGCAUUUGUGGAAAAAUCGCGAAAAACGAAUAUGAGAAACCUUUUUUGAGACGUGCUGCACAGUUUUCCCAGAAUCCAAGCCUCCUCAGUGGAGAAUGUGAUUAAAAGAUCUUUAUAGAAUAUACUGAAUUUCAAUAAUUGAGCUGAUUGAAAGAA
Messenger RNA from Drosophila novamexicana, 1821 nucleotides. Its product is annotated as serine protease 28. The record is from RefSeq and is a predicted model, not a curated record. Gene Ontology annotation, molecular function: serine-type endopeptidase activity. Lineage: Eukaryota; Metazoa; Arthropoda; Insecta; Diptera; Drosophilidae. The transcript is spliced from 3 exons. The coding region runs from base 115 to 984 and encodes 289 amino acids. Gene Ontology annotation, biological process: proteolysis.